GAGGGCACAGGUGGGGGAGGCGUCAGGGGCAGGCUGGGCUGGCCGGUUGCAGAGAGGGGUGGCCGGGGAGUGUCCAGCCACAGGAACCUUGGGCAGCCCGGCUGAGAUUUCUGAAAACCCCUCCCCCCGGAGCUGUGGGCGGGGCUGUGGGAACACUUUCAGUUUUGUUUCUGCAAGAAACGAAACUCAGCAGGAAGACUCCGAGACUAGAGCAUGGAGGGAGCCUUUCAGGUGUGCGGGAACUGCAAAAGACGGGUGGCCUCUGCCCACUUUGCCCUCCACGAGGCGCACUGCCUGGUGUUCCUGGCCCAGUGCCCCGAGUGUCAGGAGCCCGUCCCCCAGGCGAAGAUGGAUGAGCACCGCGAGAGCGGGCACCAGCAGGUCGGGUGCGCCAUGUGCCAGCAGAUCAUGGGGAAGCAAGAGCUGGCAUUUCACGAGACCAGGGAGUGCCAGGAGCGCCCCGUCGUGUGCGAGUUCUGCAGGGCAGCCGUGCGCCUCAGCAAGCUGGACAUCCACGAGCACCACUGCGGCCGCCGCACAGAGCUGUGCCCGGACUGCGACCAGCCCAUCGUGCUCCGCGCGCUGGCCCAGCACAGGGAGGCCUGCGGGAGUGGGCAGGCCCAGCGCCAGACAGGGAAGAAGAUUUCAGCUCCCGAAAGCACUAUCUGCUGUCAUUAUUGCAACCAGAUGAUCCCAGGAAAUAAGUAUUUACACCAUAUGGAUAAAUGCCAUGCCACCUCAGAGUCUGCAAAAUAUUUUCCAGUUGAAGAGACGAGAAGUUCUCCUCCGUCCCUCUCAAGUCAGGCUGCUGAAGAUCAAACUUCCGCCGCAGUGAAAGAUGUUCGCCCAAAGACGAAAAAUAUAAACAGAGUUCCUCUUCCUUCUGAAAAUUCAACAAAGAAAGCAGCGAGUGGCACAAACAAAACCCCGGAUCUGUCUCUGAGGCCCGAGCACAAGCCCCCGGUCGUGGACGACCCAGCCUAUGAUGUUCUGCACAGAUGUCCUCAGUGUGAUAUCCUCCUUCCCCUGCCGACCCUCAACCGACAUCAGGAGAAAUGCUGGUGGUUAGCUUCGUGGAGAGAAAAACAAGGCAGAAGCUCCAGCUAGAUGUGGGAAGGAAAAGAGAUGUAGGUUUGCCCAAGAGGUAUGGAAAAACCAGGAGAGAAAAAAAGCCUCCAGCUCUUCAGCCUGAGAAUUCUGACCAAGCAUCUGGGCCCCACGGCCCGGACAGGUCGGGGGACCCCAGCUUUGUCCACUUAAAAUUCCCACCAGCAAUUGGAGUGACCAUCAUCAUUUCCCCACAUUCUCUGGCCAGCGUGUGGUAUUACCGUCAUCAUUUUUUUCUAAUUUUAACUAUUCUAAUAAGUACGUAGUCGUAUCUUA
Molecule: messenger RNA, 1383 nt
Organism: Pipistrellus kuhlii (Kuhl's pipistrelle)
Lineage: Eukaryota; Metazoa; Chordata; Mammalia; Chiroptera; Vespertilionidae
Gene: XAF1
Product: XIAP associated factor 1
Exons: 8
Coding region: 214-1107 (297 amino acids)
Biological process (GO): apoptotic process
Source: RefSeq, a predicted model, not a curated record